Messenger RNA from Ahaetulla prasina, 4371 nucleotides. Its product is annotated as zinc finger protein OZF-like. Lineage: Eukaryota; Metazoa; Chordata; Lepidosauria; Squamata; Colubridae. The record is from RefSeq and is a predicted model, not a curated record. The transcript has 2 exons. Gene Ontology annotation, molecular function: DNA-binding transcription factor activity; RNA polymerase II cis-regulatory region sequence-specific DNA binding. Gene Ontology annotation, biological process: regulation of transcription by RNA polymerase II. Bases 1623 to 3110 code for a protein of 495 amino acids.
UAACUUUUGAGCUCGGCACAAAGACGAAUUCCUUGUGUGUCCAAUCACAUUUCGCCAAUAAAGAAUUCUAUUCUAUUCUAUUCUGGUUAAUAGCUCAGCACAUCACACUUGACUAUUUCACUUGGCUCAGUUGCAAAAGUCGGUUGCUAGAAGUGAAAAACGACUUGAUAGCAUUUAAUCAGAGAAAACAUCUGCGCCACGGCUUAAGUACAGACGGGACAAACGUUUCCUGUCCGGAGAUGGAGGUCAAGCGGACAACAUCUGUGCCUAGAAAGCUGACACUACAGUAGGCAGGCUCUGAGUUUAAAGUCUUGCGUUUAAAGAGUUAAAACCAUCAAGUACUGUCCUGCUAGAAAGGUGGGCAGGGGAGGAGAAGCCCGGAGGAACUUCCUCUUCUGGAUGACUUCAUGGGAGGAAGGUGGUGGGCAGAGCGGCUUUUGCGAUCUUCCCAGGGUCGAAGCAGCGGCUGGCAGACAAAGAGGAUGGCAUUAAGAGCACUCGGGACAACUGUAAAUAACAAGCAAUGUUGAAAAGGGAAGAAAAUCAAGCCAGAAAUCAAAAUAUUUUCCAGUUUUUUCAGAAAACCGCACAAAUCAGCAGCUGUUAGACAAAGAGAAAAUCAAGAAAGAUUUCAAGCUUGAAUAAGAAGAUUAUGCAGAACUCAAGGAUACGUUACAUGAAAAGUCAAAGGAGAUUAUUUUUCAAUCAGGAAAAAAAGGGAAAUAUCUGGAAGUCAGUGGGGAGGAAAAGGUCAAUAGUAAAGCCACGUAGAGGAGACAGGAACGCAGGCCUCUCCCCAUGAGGAAGAAAACGGCUUGAAUGAAAGCACCACUAAACAAGGCAUUGUCCAUAUUUUUGACCUCAAGAAUAUCAGCUGUGGAAAGCUCCAUAGAUUUUCCUAUUGUGGAAAAGCACAGCUUUCAAAUCACAGCUGAUUAUGCAGCGAGGAGCUAGACAGGAGAAAAGCCAUACAAAUUAUUUCAGUGUAGCAAAAACUGGUCAGUGUAGCUCCCUUGUGGUUCAUGGAAGAAACCAUGCAAGAGGGAAGCCAUAAAAGUGCUUCCAAUGCAGUAAAUGCUAUAGUGAGCAUGGCAACUGCAGAUUGUGUGAAAGUUUCAUUGGAAAUUUCCAGGACCUGAAACACUAAAGGACACACAAGCAGGAAUAAAACCAUUUGAACAUCCUUUCUGUGGGAAACGUUUCAGUGAGAAUUCCAGUCUGGUGAAGCAGCCAAGACUCGCAAAGAAGAGAAACCAUUUGAAUGUACUGACUAUGUAAAAAAAUUCAGUCACAAUUCCAGCCUGGUGAUACAUCAGCAGAUUGACUUCAGGGAGAAACGUUAUGAGUGUCUAGAUUGUGGGAAAAGCUUCAUUAGAAAUGUCCAUCUCAGACAACAGAUAACUCCACAGGAAAAAAAAUAUUUGAAUGACCUUUCUGUAGGAAAAGUUUCAGUCAGAAUUCCAGCCUCAAGAUACACCAGAGGACUCACAUAGGAGAAAAAUGCUUUGAACGUCCUGAUUGUGGGUAAACUUUCAGUUGUAAUUCGAACCCUGGUGAUACACCAGAGGAAACCCAAAGAAGACUGUCCUAUCUGUGCAAAAACUUUUAGUGAUAAUUCCACGAUGGUGAAACACCAAAGAACUCAUACAGGAGAGAAACCCUUUCAGUGUCCUGACUGUGGGAAACGUUUUAGUAAUAAUUCCACCCUGAUUCAACACCAGAGGACUCACACAGGAGAGAAACCCUUUGAAUGUCCUGACUGUGGAAAAGUUUUCAGUUGUAAUUCCCAUCUCAUGAGACACCGGAGGAGUCACACAGGAGAGAAACCCUUUGAAUGUUGUGACUGUGGGAAAAGUUUCAGUCAGAAUUCCUACCUGGUAAUACACAAGAGGACUCACACAGGAGAGAAACCCUUUGAAUGUCCUAUCUGUGGGAAAAGUUUUAAUCAUAAUUCCAACCUAAUGAGACACCAGAGUAUUCACACAGGAGAGAAACCCUUUGAAUGUUCUGACUGUGGGAAACGUUUCAGUCAGAAUUCCUGCCUGGUAAUACACCAGAGGACUCACACAGGAGAGAAACCCUUUGAAUGUUGUUACUGUGGAAAAAGUUUCAGUCAGCAUUCCUACUUUAUAUAUCACCAGAACACUCACACAGGAGAGAAACGUUUUGAAUGUCCAGACUGUGGAAAAGGUUUUAGACAGAAUUCCCACCUCAUGAGACACCAGAGUAUUCACACAGGAGAGAAACCCUUUGAAUGUCUAGAUUGUGGGAAACGUUUUAGUAAUAAUUCCAGCCUGGUGAAACACCAGAGGACUCACACAGGAGAGAAACCCUUUGAAUGUCCUAUCUGUGGGAAAAGCUUUACUUAUAAUACCGGCCUGGCGAAACACCGUAAAACUCACACAGGAAAGAAACCCUUUGAAUGUCCUGAUUGUGGGAAAUGUUUUUAUGAUAAUUCCACCCUAUUGAAACACAAAAGGAUUCACACAGGAGAGAAACCCUUUGAAUGUUGUGACUGUGGGAAACGUUUUAGGGAUAAUUCCCACCUAGUGAUGCACCAGAGGACUCACACAGGAGAGAAGCCCUUUGAAUGUCUUGAUUGUGGGAAAUGUUUCAAUCAGAAUUCUAACCUUACAUAUCACCGAAGUACUCACACAGGAGAGAAACCUUUUGAAUGUCCUGACUGUGGAAAAGGUUUUAGUCAGAUUUCCCACCUCAUGAGACACCAGAGGACUCACACAGGAGAGAAACCCUUUGAAUGUCCAGAUUGUGGGAAAGCUUAUAGUCGAAAUUCCGAACUCAUGAGACACCAGAGGACUCACACAGGAGAGAAACCCUUUGAAUGUCCAGACUGUGGAAAAGUUUUCAGUCAGAAUUCCCAUCUCAUGAUACACCAGAGGACUCACACAGGAGAGAAACCUUUUCAAUGUAUUGACUGUGGAAAAGGUUUCAGUCAGAAUUUCCACCUUGUGAGACACCAGAGGACUCACACCAUGGAGAAAUCUUUCAAAUGUCCAGUCUGUGGACAUUACUUCAAGCAUAAAUCAUCCCUUAUUGCGCACAAGGAAAUUCACAUGCAGCAACAGUUGAAGAGUUUAGAGGAGGCUUGAAUUUCAUUUGUGAUCUCCCAUUCACAAAGUGUAGAUGAGAAACUGACUGUUUGAAUUCUGGCCUGAUUUUUUUUACUCAAAUGUUUCUCUGGAUUAAACUUGUAGGUGGAGAGAAAGGGAAAGUGGAAAAUGGCUAACUGCCAUUUUCUAGUUAUCAGCAGAACUUCUGCAGAAGUAGUGGAAUUCUUAAAAAAGAAAUUUGGAUGGUGCUUUUUUAUGUUGAUGAUGGACCCACAUGUGGAGUUUCAGUCUUCUAGCUUGGUUUUGCCCCGAUUUUAAGCCCCAGAAUUUUUCAGCCAGCAGAAAAAUAGUCCUCUAGAUAGAACUAUUAUGGGCCUUGCAAUUACAGUUGCAUGUUGCAACGGCUGUUAAGUGAUAUCACUUUUGUUAACUACCUGAAUCUCCCUGCUCUUCCUGAGGCAGCUAUUAAUUUAAUGUGCAAGUGGCUAAGCAGAACACUGGCUACCUCAACGUUGGGGAAAACUCUUGGAAGCCUAACGCAGGGCCAGGCAUGCCUGCCAUAGUCAUCCCUAGGCCUCCCCCACCCUCCAAGACACCCUGUGCUCUGUUUCCUAACAGUUGUGUCCCUUCAGCCCUUCCACAUGGUCCCAGUCCUUUCUCUCCCCCCAAGGGUCCCUACAGGCCUCUCCCCUGCCCCCCAAGAUCCCCUUACUCCUGAUUCACAGCCCUCCAUCCCUCACACCCUCCACUUCCUUACCUAUGAAGAUCUCUGAUCCUCAUGCUGGGGACAGAAGGGAGGACACAUCCCUGGGACAUAUGACUGUGUCCUGGAAGCAGUUACCAUUUUCAGUGUCCCUGGGCUAUGUGGUGGACUUGUGGAGGUGGCUGCUCUUUUGCCACACUGUUGCACAGAAGAGUGACAAUCCCUAGGAAAGGUCUCUUGCGUGAGCAGGGGAUUGAACUAGAUGACCUCCAAGGUCCCUUCCAACUCUGUUAACUGUUAACUGUCAAACUUUGUUUUGCUGCCUUAACAUGAGAAAAAAAUGUACAGUAGAAAACGUUCUUUUUAAGAAAAUGUAUUAUGUUACAAUUAUCAGUAGCUUUUGACAGGUAAACAUGAGUAUUGUCAGUGUUGCUAUGAACAUUAGGGCAAGGCAAGAUGCUCAGAGUUGCCUCAAACUGUGAGAUGAGCAGCGAUUCAGUUUAAUAAUAAAUGAAUUUAAUAAUAAAAAGGUAAUGUAAAUCUCAUUUCCCAACUCUUGCUCAGUGGUAAGGACGCCACACAUACUCUGUGUGUGUG